CAUUGUAAAAUGUUUUUUGUAUUCGUAUUCGUGUAAGUGUGAGUAAUAAUCACCUACUUAACGAAAUUUGAGAGACAACACAACAAGUAGUACAAGAAGAUCUGAAGAUACAAAGAAAUAUUCAAGUACCUUAUAAAAUAAAUAAUUAUUAAUUAAUAUUAAAUAAUAGUAGGUACCUAAAAUAUUUGCAAUUUAACGGCAUUUAAGCAAUUAUACUAAUAUUAGGUAUAUACUAAAUACGUACUAGUGCCUAGUACUCUAGUGUCAACUGUCAAGUGUCAAGUAUUUGAAUAUUGAAGUAUUCAAGUAUAUUACAGUAUUACAGUCAUUACAUAGUCGUCAGGCCAGGCAAGGCUUAUAGAAAUAGACUUGUAUCGUCACUCGUUAGGUACCUAUACGACGAUUGAUGAUAAUCACUUAACAGUGCUGUCACAUGGAACAGCCGCGACGUCAAUUUAUCUAAAAGUUACGUACUGAAUUAGCUAUUUACGACGACCGUUUUUCCUAGUAUUUAAUAAUUGAGGACCGUAGUCCCGUACGUCUGCUCCAGUCUUUACAUUUUGUUAUUAUUUAAUAUUUUUGUAUUAAUUUAAAUCCGUCUUCAAUACCAGCGUUGCGUGAUAUUCAGAAAUUAAAUCCGUUCUUAACCGAAUUGAUGUUGAUGGUUUUAUAAAGCUUAUAUAAUCGAGGCGAUCGUCUCGCUACAGAGUACAGAUUUGCAAAAUAUAGACGUAAUGUCACUAAUUACUGAAGACGAGGUAAGCAAUGUUCAUUUGUUGAACGAUUCUUGGAAACUUUGGUAUUGGAAAUUCAGCGGAACUGUGGUCCCAGAUGUCAACUGGAUCAAUAAUUUGCAUGGAUUAUGUGAGUUUGACAGUGUUGAAAAAUUUUGGAGCAUAUUUAAUCAUAUUAAAAUGCCGAGUAUGUUAACGAUUGGCUGUGAUUACUCUGUAUUUAAAUCAGAUAUAAAACCAAUGUGGGAAGAUCCGACAAACAAGAAUGGUGGACGAUGGUUAAUAAAGGAUAAUGGACUAUUAGAUCAGUACUGGAUGGAUAUUUUGUUGAGUAUGAUUGGAGGCAUGUAUGAUCCAUACGAUGAUUAUAUUUGUGGUAUUGUUUAUAAUAGGCGUCAAUACAAUAAAAUAUCUGUUUGGAUUUCUUCAUGUGAUACAAAUAUUGUUAAUGACAUUGGUUCAAAACUCAAGCAUUACCUUGAUACAAAAGAAAAAUUUAAAUUUGAAAAACAUAGUGAAUUUUGGAAGAAGAAGACAAAUUCACACAAGAAAAAUUAUUUAGGCCAAUUGACACAAACAAAUAUAUAAAUUUUAUAUUAAGCAAUCUGUUUUAAUUUAUU
This is a messenger RNA of Melanaphis sacchari, 1354 nucleotides long. Its product is annotated as eukaryotic translation initiation factor 4E-like. Gene Ontology annotation, cellular component: eukaryotic translation initiation factor 4F complex; cytoplasm. Gene Ontology annotation, molecular function: translation initiation factor activity; RNA 7-methylguanosine cap binding. Gene Ontology annotation, biological process: translational initiation. The record is from RefSeq and is a predicted model, not a curated record. Bases 735 to 1322 code for a protein of 195 amino acids. Lineage: Eukaryota; Metazoa; Arthropoda; Insecta; Hemiptera; Aphididae. The transcript is spliced from 5 exons.